AUGGCUUCUCCGUUUGCACAAAAAUGGGCCCGCUUCAUUCCAAUGAUCGGGUACCACCAUGUGCUCAUGCUUAUCAUUGCCAUUGCUAUUAUCCUCUUAUCACUGCUGUUGGCCGGAUGUUCAUCAUCAUCCCCGCAAAUUCCUAACAUCUUCCUUAUCUCUCUAUACUACGAGAAGUACAACCCCGUCCGCGAUCUCGCCCAGGUGCAACCAGACGUUGCGACUGCUCUUUCAAAUAUCGUUGGCGGCGCAGAUAUGGAAGUGCGCGUGGGAUAUUUCGGUAUCUGCGUCCAACCCGACAAAGGUUCUUUUAUCUGCAAUGCCAACGCAACGGCCCUGGCCGAGAUCGUCACUGUGGACCAGGAUCCACUCAACCUGAUCUGGGUCGCAUCCACGUUUAAAGACGCCGUCGUGUUCCCGUACCUCCUGAUCGUCGCGGUUAUUCUCGCUUUCUUCUGCUUCAUCCUUCUGGCUACAUUCCCCGGCUGGCACGAGGAGACAGACGACAACGGUUCCGAGCGUGAGGUCAAGCCUUUCCCGUCCCGCCCCGUCUCCCAAGCCGCCUUGGCCCUGAUCUUCGUUUCCUCGGUGUUCGUCCUCGUCUCUGUACUAUGGCAGCACACUGCAUCCGUCGCCGCCAGUACGAUAGCUCAAGACAUGGGCAAUGGAAGCGUCAAGAGUGGCGUUGGUUCCUCAGCAAUGGUACUUGGCUGGUUCGGCUUCGUCCUGCUAGUCAUCGUUACCGUCGGUUUGCUCGUCAUGAUAUUGAGUAUCAGUCUGAUCCGCAAACUGACCGAUGAGGAAUGA
Penicillium olsonii is the source of this 807-nucleotide messenger RNA. The record is from the annotation of a GenBank genome assembly. Lineage: Eukaryota; Fungi; Ascomycota; Eurotiomycetes; Eurotiales; Aspergillaceae.